This is a messenger RNA of Dreissena polymorpha, 1295 nucleotides long. RefSeq lists its product as uncharacterized. The record is from RefSeq and is a predicted model, not a curated record. Lineage: Eukaryota; Metazoa; Mollusca; Bivalvia; Myida; Dreissenidae. The coding region runs from base 478 to 1098 and encodes 206 amino acids. The transcript is spliced from 4 exons.
AGCUGCGCUGGCAAACGUGUUCAAUAUGUAAAAUUUUGACUCGCUCCCAAGAAGGGAUUAAAGAUUUCGUUGCAUUUAAACUGAAGACGUUUUAACGAACUGUUUAUGUUUGUUUGUCGUGUUGUUGUUUUUUGUUUACUGGGAAUUUUAUUCGCGUUUUAUGGUGUUGACUUAAUGUUGUUUUCUGCGUCAUCGAACACACACGUUGCAUUUACAAGACAUUGUAUUUUAUUUCCUAUGUAUUGUAGAUUACUACAAGUUUGGGAUAAAACAUAAGUUAUAAAUCCAAAUCCAAACACUAUGAGAGAUUCGGAUAGAACUUUGAUCGUAGCUGUUUCAACAUAAAACUUUUAAUACGCAUCUGUUGAUGAUACCAGAACAUUCAAUGUAAAAAACCUCGUCGUACGUAAAAGGAAGUUUUCAUUUAAAUAAUGGAUUUAAUACGGCGCCUGGCUUAAACAACCGCCGUUAGGAGAUAUGGAAAAUGCAUUCGAACGCAAAGAACACAGACAAGGAUUUAUCAAUGGGUUCCGAAUAUUCGCUGCAUUCAUGUUCGUGACCGGAUUUCUGCAGCUAUUCUUCGGCUUCUACUGUAUCGGCCUCCAGUCCCCGGAAGUAGUUUCCGGUACCGUCCCGUACUACAUUGGCAGCAUCAUAAGUGGUUUUUCGGCAAUGGUUCCAACACUUGUUUGUGUGGCACUGUAUUACAAGGGUACGGAUACUGAAGUACAGAAGCAAGAGAAAAUGACCGUCCAUGCAAUUCAAACAACGGUCAAGUUUUUACUCUACUCAUCACCAAUCGUGGUUACCCUCGUUUUGUUCAGCGUCAUCAUAACGGCCUGCUUCGGACUCUGUGUAGCGAAGUGUUCGUACUCGUCCAAAAUAGACAUGAAUUUUGGAAUGUCCGCCUACCUUCUUGCGCUCGAAGGAUUUGGAUUGUUUACAAUUCUUGGAAACGCCUUAUUAUCAUGGAAAACAUGCGCAUAUUUACGAAUAGAAACGCUAUGUCAUCGUAUCGACGCACCGGCUGAAGUGGACACCGAAAGUGAAGUGAAAAGUGAUGAGAACUUGAGUGAAAGCGAGACCGACCAGUCAUAGCGCUUAGAUAUUGUGUGUAUACAGUUUAUAAAUGUUCGAAUCUUGUGAUAUGUGUCAACAUCGACAUUUCAUUCUUAACCCUUUGCAUGCUGGGAAAUUUGUCGUCUGCUAAAAUGUCGUCUGCUGAAUUUGUAAAAUAAGCAUUUUCUUCAUUUUUUUCAAAGAAUACUAUCAGAAUAGCAAACAGUUUGGAUCCA